AGGACGUCACAGUAACGGUAAUAUGCACUGCCAAUACGUCCAACUUUUACGAGGUCCAGACUAACGCGGAUGGAACAUAUGUCAUUGACGAUGUCAAGGACUGUGACUAUACUGUAAGUGUGCCAGCGUCGUUCAACGGCGAGCCUAUUGAAGGUUCAGAUGUGAAACCGGUCUCCAUUUCACCCACCGUUCGAGCUGGAGUUGCCAACUUCCAGUAUGUACCUUUGGGUUCAAUCUCUGGUCACACGUGUUUUAGCGGCACCUCAACUCCGGUGGUGAAUGUCACCGUCACGCUUCGUUGCAUCGGCGAGGAUCAAGUAUCCAGAACGGAUGAUACCGGCUAUUACUAUUUUGGUGACCUAGUAGACUGCGAUUAUGAAGUUUUCGUACCCACUUUAGUUGAUCAGUCUGACAUGAUUCAAGUAAGCCUAGUACAGGGACCGGAUGACACCGACGGUACUGAAAGCAGCACCAUUGUCACCAUCGAUAAAGAUGGUACCACCGAAAGUGAUCCACUGAACGAGGAAGACGUUGAUUUCUUCUAUAAUCUUGUGCCAUCUCCGUCGCCCAGUGCCAGUAUGUCGCCGUCGCUGUCACCCAGUGUUAGUAUGUCGCCGUCCACUACGCCUUCGCCUACACCGUCGGUAUUACCCCCCGGAUGUGUGACAGGUAGAGUGACAGAUCUCGAAGAUGGUGGUGCGGGUAUACCCAAUUUCCCUGUGGAGGUUACGUGCUAUCUGGAUGAGACCAUUGUGUACCAAAAGCAGCUCACCACUGAUGGUCUUGGUGAAUACAACUUCCCUAAUGUUCCCGAAGGUUAUGAAUGUGAAGUGUCUGUAGACGUCAAUAAUGUACCCGUUGCGGUGGAUGUCAAUCUAGACGACGAAGAUGCGACUUGCUCAAGAGUGGAGUAAAACGCAUACUUUGAGUCCUAUACGAGCUCUCAAUUCUUAUGGCCAGCAAGUGGCCAAAUACUUGAAUAAAAUAAAUAUCAAA
Messenger RNA from Sphaeroforma arctica JP610, 996 nucleotides. RefSeq lists its product as hypothetical. The annotation marks the transcript as partial. NCBI's taxonomy places the organism in Eukaryota, Ichthyosporea, Ichthyophonida. The record is from RefSeq and is a predicted model, not a curated record. The transcript has a single exon.